Molecule: messenger RNA, 6144 nt
Organism: Siniperca chuatsi (mandarin fish)
Lineage: Eukaryota; Metazoa; Chordata; Actinopteri; Centrarchiformes; Sinipercidae
Product: B-cell lymphoma/leukemia 11A-like
Exons: 3
Coding region: 327-2759 (810 amino acids)
Biological process (GO): negative regulation of dendrite development; regulation of transcription by RNA polymerase II
Cellular component (GO): nucleus
Molecular function (GO): RNA polymerase II cis-regulatory region sequence-specific DNA binding; DNA-binding transcription factor activity
Source: RefSeq, a predicted model, not a curated record
UGCCCACGUUUUGUAUGUCUUAGUCCGUCCAUCUCCUGACGUUCAAGUUCGCAGGAACGUCACGUCCGCACUUGAACUUGCAGCUCAGGGGUGCUUCGCCGUACCCCAAUCACUCUCUCUUUGCGAAAAAGUCAUGAAGAGGUCCGCACAGCCCGUAGCGCGCUACGCCUCACCCUCUGUAUGAUCUGCAGUUCAUUUUUUUUUUGUUUGUUUGUUUUUCCUAUUUGGAUGUCAGACGCAUCAAUGAAGAUAUUUCAUUUGGAGUCUACAUUGUAGGAACGGAUUUCCCAAUGUGAACUCAGCUGAAAAGCCGCCACUAAACCAACAUGUCUCGCCGCAAGCAAGGCAAACCCCAGCACUUGAGCAAACGGGAGUUUUCGCCUGAGCCGCUGUCAGGUGUUUUACGAGAAGAGGACUCUCAGGACUCCCCCAGGCUGGGAGUGGCUCAGGGUGAGCCCCUAAAAGGAGACCAGGACCUGCUGACCUGCGGCCAGUGCCACUCCCGCUUCCCCCUGGCUGACAUCCUGCUGUUCAUUGAACACAAACGGAGGCAGUGCCACGGGAGCCUCUGUACGGACAAACCUCUGGACAGGCCACCAUCCGCCCCGCUUGCCUCGCCCCUCUCCACGUCCUCCUCGCACUCGCGGACCCACCAUCAGCACCCGCGCAGAGCGUAUCACCCCGUGGAGGUGGCCGUUCAGGUGUCGCCGCAGGAUGAGGAUUGUUUAUCUGCACCCUUGCAAGGAAUAAUCCCCAAGCAGGAGAAUAUAACAGAUAAAGAUGAGCCCAGCAGUUACACCUGCACCACCUGUAAGCAGCCCUUCACCAGUGCCUGGUUCCUGCUUCAGCAUGCCCAGAACACCCACGGCUUCCGCAUCUAUCUGGAGAGCGAACCUGGCAGCCCCCUCACCCCCCUCGUGGCUGCAGCUCCUGGGAUGGGGGGUGACUGUGCCUCCUCCCGGCCUCCCCUCCAUGCUGUCCACUUGGCUGAUGGCAGUCCUUACAGCCUCCUGAGGAUGCCGGGCUCUGGGUCUGGCCGGGAUUCAGCGUCCACACCGCGUGAGGGCCAUUACCCCCGAACCCCACCACUGUUCAGCCCACCACCACGCCACCACCUCAGCCCCGAUGACCUGGCCCUGGCAACCCACCAUCCCAGCGCCUUUGACAAGGUGAUGAGGCUCAACUCAGUGCCACUAGAAGCCCCUCCGAGCAUGGACUUCUCUAGACGUCUACGUGAGCUGGCUGGGAAUGCCACUGGGGCUUCCCCGCCUCUCUCCCCUAACAGGCCCAGCCCUAUGCAACGGCUGCUACAGCCAUUCCAGCCAGGUUCUAAGCCUCCAUUUUCAGCUACGCCUCCUCUCUCCACCUCUCAGUCACCUUCUGGCUCACGCUCCACCCCCAAUCCUGUAUCCAAUGCGGUCCAACCGGGUACACCUCUCAAGUCAAAGUCUUGUGAGUUCUGCGGAAAGACCUUCAAAUUCCAGAGCAACCUAAUCGUUCACCGGCGUAGCCACACAGGGGAAAAGCCAUUCAAGUGUCAUCUCUGUAACCAUGCCUGCACUCAGGCCAGCAAACUGAAACGACACAUGAAGACGCACUGUCAGAGCAAGUCUUCGGUGCUUAAUGCCAAGUCAGAUGAUGGCCUCUCAACUGCAAGCUCCCCUGAACCUGGUACCAGUGAGCUGAUGAGCAGUGCCACUGAUGCUCUCAAGUCAGUGGUGGCAAAGUUCAAGAGUGAAAACAAUGGCCUGAUGUCUGAAAAUGGAGAAGAGGAGGAGGAAGAUGAAGAGGAGGAGGAAGAGGAGGAAGAAGAGGAGGAGGAAGAAGAGGAAGAAGAAGAGGAGGAAGGGGAGGAGGAGGGAAUUGAGAGAAAGCCUGGAGUCGAAGAAAGACAGGGAAGGAAUGACUAUCGUUUCAGCCUGCGGCUAGAAGGAGCCCGCCACCACCAGAACAGUGAGGCCCUGCACCCACACCGCCGGAGCUUGUCCCGGGAGCCUGGUGAUGACGACUUGGCCAUGGAGUCAGACCGAGCAGAUGGAACCAUCACUACCAUCAAUGGCCUGGGACCUCUAUCCACUGAUAGCCUGUCAAGGAAGCUGCUGGGUGGAGGGGUCAGCCCUGACUCCCUCAGUCCCCUGUCCAAGCGCAUCAAGGUGGAGAAGGACAUUGACCCCCCCACGCCCACAAUCCCAAACACGGAGAACGUCUACUCCCAGUGGCUAGCUGGCUAUGCUGCCUCACGACAACUCAAGGACCCUUUCAUCAACUUUACAGGUGGGGACUCCAGACAAUCGCCCUUCGCCUCCUCAUCUGAGCACUCGUCAGAAAACGGCAGCUUGCGCUUCUCUACUCCACCUGGCGAGCUGGACGGGGAACGGGCCACUUCAGGACGCAGCGGCACCGGCAGUGGGGCCAGCACUCCCCAUGGUGGCAGUGGGAAUGGCAGGCCGUGCUCCAAGGACGGCCGCCGCAGUGACACCUGUGAGUUUUGUGGCAAGGUGUUCAAGAACUGCAGCAACUUGACAGUGCACCGACGCAGUCACACUGGAGAGCGGCCCUACAAGUGUGAGCUGUGCAGCUAUGCGUGCGCCCAGAGCUCAAAGCUCACCCGCCACAUGAAGACCCAUGGACAGAUGGGCAAGGACGUGUACAAAUGUGAAAUCUGCCACAUGCCUUUCAGUGUAUACAGCACUCUGGAGAAACACAUGAAGAAGUGGCACAGCGACCGCCCUCUGGCUAAUGACAUUAAGACUGAGUAGGCAAAGAGCAGUAUGCUGGCAGCUCUCUCUCAACUCCCCUGGCUAAAAAGCGACCCUGGCUAACUAGCCAAUAAGUGAGGGGAAAGGACAACAGGGUUAGACACCAGUACACGGUACAGCCCUGUUAUCAUCCCUGACUGGAAAUAGCUGAAUGCAUGAUCCAUCAUUGGGGCAAUACUAUUGCAUCAAACGCGAAACUUUUUGAGCCUUUCUAUUGUGCAAUAAUUUACACGUUUUGUAUUUUUUGUAACUGGACAGCAUGCUUGGUGUGUUUUGGCUACUUAGAGAGAAAAUUGUCCUUGGCUGGUGGGUUUGGUUGUACAUGUGUUGCUGUUGAUAUUUUUGAUUUCUUCAACAUAAAAAAAGUUAGUUAUGAGAACCCAUGCUGCAUACAGUACAUACUGUUUUACAUAUCUUGUACAGUUUGUGUUCUAACAUAGUGGACAGUGUCAUGUUAUCAAAACAUCAAGACAAGCAGGGUCACACUUAAAACUGAUCUUUGUGAAAGAUUUUCCAUGCAAGAUUGAGAUAAGAGAUAUAUAUAUAUAUAAAUAUAUAUAAAUUGGGCUGCCUAUGGAAUGCUAGGCUCUAGCGCCAUUAAAUAUUUCUUUGACAAACAGCAAUGAAAUUAACAAUAUGGUGUGAAAUGACAACAAAGAGUGCCUUGGAUAUUUUACCUGCAUUAGUUAAUCCUCCUUUUUGCUAUAAGCUUGGAGUUUCAGCUAUAGAAGAUUACAGGACAUUUUUGUGCACAUAUGGAAUAAGCAGGUCCUUGCAUCAAGCACCUGUACGACCCUGUCGUUUUGUGACUUUGAGCAGAGCAUAAGGAGCCAGCGGAAACAAACAAAAAAAAAGAUUAUGUGUAUCUCUGGUAAAUCAUUUAUCUGCCUGACUCAUGUAUAUUGUUAUUCUCUAGAUUAUGAUUCUGUUUACUGGCAUGUUACAUGCUAAAAAGGAGUAGGAGAUUGGUGUGUAGAUUUUUGGUUUAGGCGUUUGUUUUCUGGUACAUGUGUACCAUACUGAGAGGGUAGUCUGACGAGUUGUUUUAACCAACGUAAAGCUCUUAAUUUUCCAGAGUGUUUAUUUUCUUUGAAAAUUAAAAGUUUGCAGGUUUUUUUUGUAAGUAGCACAGAAUUAUGUUUCUUCAGUGUCAGCAAGCAGGCAGUGUAGCCAGCAGCCAUUUGAAGACCACAGAGUGGAUUUUAGUUGUUCUAAGCCAGACAGAUUUUGGGUGGUGGGGGUUUGGGUGGGUGUCGGAGGGUAAGGGCGGGUGAGGGUCAGGGUAGUGGGUGGGGAGUGGGUUGACCAGGUGUCUCUACAAUUCAAAUGUUUAUGUCCUUAUAGUGCUUAUUCUCUUUACUGCAUUAGAUCUUAGAAACCCUUAAGUAAUCUGAAACCUUUUCUUAUUAACUCACAUUGGAAACGAUCUUAAAUGGAAGUCCAAAUCAAAAGUCAAGAAUCUGAAUUUAGUAAAAACGUUUUUUUUUCAACAAAUGACCCCUUCCACACAAAUUUUUAAGAGUAAAAUUUUCAAGUUUUGUGUCCCCUUUCAUUGUUGAUGAUAUAGCACUUGUCACUCUGCCUUGGAUUCUGUAUCUGUCUCUCUAAUCGGAGGUACAGUCGGUUGAGUAUAAAAUGAGGACCGGAUUUCAGAUCUGGGACUACCUACAUGCACUGUUCAAUUUUCCCAGUUUACAGUUGGACGCUCAAGGGAAAACUUGCUCUUCUGACAGAUUAGUGUGGUGUCAUUGCUUUACAUUAAAAAGAAAAAAGAAAAAAAAGAGUUGAACUAGAAACUGUUGCCAGCCAUGUCUCCUCCUGAGAACUAAACAUCAGUUUGACUCUUGGGGGUAUCAAUGCAGGAACCGCCAUAGAAAUAUCCUGCUUCAUACCAACUAUAGAAAUAUACUGCUCAGUACAGAAACAUAAAAAUUCUACAAAUUUGAUUAAAAAAGAUAAGUAAAUUGUGUUGUUGAGUUUUUAAAGUAACACUUCAAUAUCUUUAGGGGAGAACCUUAUUUAAUUUUUUCUUUUUUUUUAUUGUUUAUUGUUGUUUCUCUUUUCUGUCUUGGUGACAUCCGGGACUUGAUCACUAUGUAAUGAAUUGUAAUGAACAUGUCUUUUAUCUUUUUUGCCUUUACUAUACACAAGUCUUCAGGUUGAACAAAAAUUUGCAUUGGGGAGAGAUUUAUGAUAUAUAAAUAUAUAGAGAGAACUUAAAACACAUAGGAAAAUGCACACUCAUGUAAGUUCCUAUGUUCAAAACACAUUUAUGGUCUACUUUUUUCCUGUAUUUAGAAUGGUAUUUGAAAUUAAUGUUCACUUAGUGUAGGCACUAGUAUUUAUGUUGGAGCCUGUAUUUUUAACUGUUUUGCCUGUACUCUUUAAAGGUUUCAAUGUACCCUUUUUUCUGUAGUGAAAAAAAUCCCAACAUGCUGCCACCGUAUAUUUUCUUAAUUUGGCAGGAUAAUAUAGUGUGAAUAAUUUGUAUGCUUGAAAAUAAGUAUGUUUUUGAAAAAGAAAAUGUUGUGGUGUUCCCCAAGGGUGAGAGGUCAUAUAAUGGCCUUUUCAGGCAGUCCCGCUGGAGUGACCACAAUGAGGUAAAAACAGGUGGUUGUACAUAUCUUUUUAGUUUGUUUUAUAUAUUUUUCUCUCCUGCCAUUUUAUAUGCAGUAAUACAAGCUAUUGUUGGGUUUUCUCGGUAGCCAACUUUUUACUGUCCUUGAACAUGUACCACCUGAUAACAUUCCAGCCGUUUUUGAAAAAGACCUUUUGUCAUAUGCAAUCAAUUCAACAUCAAUCUGAAAAGCUUUUUUUUUUGCUACAGUUUUUUUUUUCUUUUAUUGUUAUUUUGAAUUUAGUUUUUGUUUUUCCAUUGCCAAAAGAACCAUGGUGCUUUAUAAUUUAAAUAUGGUACAUCUCAUAUGCAAGGCAUAUUCUAAAUAUAACAGAAAUCAUAGAAAGAAAAAAGUUUGGUACAUGUAAUUGCUGAUGGUAUUGAGGUACAUCUGAGUUUUCAGCCUGAUUUCAUCCUGUGUUUUGUAUUUACUCUCAAGCUAUUUGUUCUGAACUGAACUUGAAGUUGACCUACGGCAUUGGUCGACAUUAUUUAUUAUGACUAUACAUAUACAUGCUCUGUUCAGAACAGAGUCACUGCAAAACAAAUCAGUUCAUUUUUCUCCCUCCUGAUGAAUUGUGAUGGCUUAAUUUCUCUGUUUGAUGACCAAAGGUCAUUGACCAACAUUCAUGAGUUCUUGCUCGACUUACAGAUUUUGUUGUUGUUAUUUUUCAGUUACGGAGAUGCCACUCUAUUUUCAGCUGUUGUCUGCAUUAUUCUCUUCACUCAGCCAUUUUGUCUUGAAAAAAAUAAAAAGUAUUACAUACA